CAAGCACUCGCUCUCUCUUCCUCUCGUCGCCUCACCCGCGCACCCCGCGCCCUCAUCGCAAUCUGCCUCGCCCUCCUCGUCACCUUCUCAUACCUUAUCUACCGGCCUGCGCAGGACGCCUCCCUAGCACUGGAAGAUGAGCUCGAUAUGGAACUUUCUGCAGACCCGCUCGAUCGGGGCUGGGUACGCUUGCCCCCUCCCCCACCAGGGCAAGCAGGACUCGAAGGCAAGUUGGAGGCGAAGCGUAUGCCCUGGUGGGCGAAUGCCGAUGUAGGCGGGAGGAGUCCGUGGGACCACGUUCCCCGUCUGAGGGAGAAGAGGAUGCGCAUGCUUUUCCUGCUGACAUAUCAUGACUACAUGGAGCGUCCCAAUUCUGUGUUCUACGAAAUCGUCGACGCGGCACGCCGACACCCCGGACUGGAAGUCGCGGACGUAUGGGGCCCCGGCUGGGCAGACUGGGACGACACCGUCCCGGUCUCUGCGAACCUUGCGCGGCGCGUCAUCCCACCGGCGAGCUGUAACUGGGUCGAGGAGGACGUGGAGGUGUACGCGAGCGGGCACUGUUUUGCGAGCAAUGACGAGUUCUCCCAGGGCGGACCGGUGGGUUGCGGGUUCUACGAUAUCGUCUGGACAUUCUCGGAAUUUAAGGAUAAAGACGACCCUCUGAUGGACUACCCCGGGUGUGGCACGCUCAUGGUGCACCAGUUGGGGGAUUGUCAUAGUAAGAUUCGCUGGGUGUGGAUGCCCGAUCACGAUAUGGAGGUGGAUCAUGAUCCGGAUCAUAGUUGUGUACAGUGGUUCUAUCCUUGGCAGGGGAAUAUCACGGUGUCAAAGUACGCCUUCGAGAUGCUCGAAGUGUUCAAAUGGGACCGUCUUCGCCGGUUAUACCCGGGCAUGCAAAUGCAGCUAUUCGGGCACUCUCCAGACUCUGCCAACGAAUGGGACUUCUACCCACUUGACUGGGCCAAGAAGAAAAACGAUGCUGUCGUUUUCGGGCAUGACGGGCUGCUCUACCCGCUCCGUACGACCGUGACGAACGCGGCCCAGUCCCGUCCGCCACGAACGUUCAUCAAGCACCACGUCGCGCCGGAUUUCAUCAUCGCUCAUACGGAAGAAGAGUUCAUGGUCGGUGUCCCGCCUACGUACUGGACUGGCCAGCCGCAGUAUCGCCCGCAGGUGGCAAUACGCGAGGACUUUGCAAAGGGCAUGAGGGAAGCGAGGAUAUGCGUGUUCGAUAGUGUUGUCGAGAGGAAGAUGAUAAGGAAGUAUGCGCAGGCAUGGCUGAGUGGGUGUGUCGUUGCGGCUGAUUUACCGACUGAGCAAGAAGGUGACAUACGCGAGUUUAUGAUCGAGCUCAAGGCCUCCUGGCCUAUCGAGCGGAUCAACGCCGUGAUCCGGCAAGAACUUGCCAACCCCGACGCGCUGCGGCAGAAAGCGCUUCUCGGGUUCGCCUAUGCCCGCCAGCAACUGACGAACCUGGCCAAGGUCAGCAAUAUCAUCGACCUUGCGGACCGGUACCGGCGAGGUGAGAGAGGGUAUGAUAUGCAGCUUGGGUUUAGUGUGCGGUGCAGGAGCUACCAUUUUGAGGACGGGGCGUUUAAGCCCCCGUGGUGUGAGGGUAUUAGGGGGAUGGAGGAGUGAAUGAACGGGUGUAGAGGUAGAAGAAGGAAUGGGAAGGGAAAGGAGGAAGUGGAUCUACUGUAUGAAUAGUGCGCUUGGUAUAUCUAGGAAA
Molecule: messenger RNA, 1732 nt
Organism: Dacryopinax primogenitus
Lineage: Eukaryota; Fungi; Basidiomycota; Dacrymycetes; Dacrymycetales; Dacrymycetaceae
Exons: 6
Coding region: 148-1641 (497 amino acids)
Source: RefSeq, a predicted model, not a curated record